Perognathus longimembris pacificus (Pacific pocket mouse) is the source of this 7690-nucleotide messenger RNA. RefSeq names its product HECT, C2 and WW domain containing E3 ubiquitin protein ligase 2 (gene Hecw2). The coding region runs from base 206 to 5002 and encodes 1598 amino acids. Gene Ontology annotation, biological process: regulation of dendrite morphogenesis. Gene Ontology annotation, molecular function: ubiquitin-protein transferase activity; protein binding. The record is from RefSeq and is a predicted model, not a curated record. The transcript has 29 exons. Lineage: Eukaryota; Metazoa; Chordata; Mammalia; Rodentia; Heteromyidae.
UCGCCCGGCUCCUGCCGGCGGAGGGGAGGGGCGCCGCCGACACCGGAGCCCGGAGCUGCACGCGGCACGCACGAAGGACCGGCCGGACAGCGCUCGAGCCUUGGGGUCCGGGCGAUCGCGGGGUGUCUUGCCGCCCCGCGGCCCGGUGCCCACUUGCUCCCCGAGCCCAGCUUUGUAGGAGGCCAAGCUUGGAGCUACAGACAGGAUGGCUAGCUCAGCCCGGGAGCAUCUGCUCUUUGUGCGGCGUCGAAAUCCCCAGAUGCGGUACACACUGAGUCCAGAGAACCUGCAGAGCCUUGCUACCCAGAGCUCCAUGCCGGAGAACAUGACCCUGCAGCGGGCCAACAGCGACACGGACCUGGUGACUUCUGAGAGCCGCUCCAGCUUAACGGCCAGCAUGUAUGAAUACACGCUGGGGCAGGCCCAGAACCUCAUUAUCUUCUGGGACAUUAAGGAGGAGGUGGACCCCAGCGAUUGGAUCGGCCUUUAUCAUAUAGAUGAGAAUUCUCCAGCCAACUUCUGGGAUUCUAAAAAUAGGGGUGUGACCGGAACACAAAAAGGACAAAUUGUGUGGAGAAUCGAACCUGGUCCCUAUUUCAUGGAACCGGAGAUAAAAAUCUGUUUUAAAUACUACCACGGCAUCAGUGGAGCCCUGCGGGCCACAACCCCCUGCAUCACGGUGAAGAACCCUGCUGUGAUGAUGGGGGCAGAAGGCAUGGAAGGGGGCGCCUCAGGAAACCUGCAUUCUCGGAAGCUUGUCAGCUUCACCUUAUCAGAUCUUAGGGCAGUUGGGCUAAAGAAAGGGAUGUUCUUCAAUCCUGACCCUUAUCUUAAGAUGUCCAUUCAGCCAGGGAAGAAGAGCAGUUUUCCCACCUGUGCCCACCAUGGGCAGGAGAGAAGAUCUACUAUCAUCAGCAACACCACGAAUCCCAUUUGGCACCGCGAGAAAUAUUCCUUUUUUGCACUUUUAACUGAUGUCUUAGAAAUUGAAAUUAAAGACAAAUUUGCCAAGAGCCGUCCUAUCAUCAAGCGUUUCCUAGGGAAACUCACCAUUCCGGUGCAGAGACUGCUGGAGCGCCAAGCCAUUGGUGACCAAAUGCUCAGCUACAACCUUGGCAGAAGGCUCCCGGCUGACCACGUGAGCGGCUACCUCCAGUUUAAAGUGGAAGUCACAUCUUCUGUUCAUGAAGAUGCGUCUCCAGAAGCCGUUGGCACGAUCCUUGGAGUCAAUACCUUGAACGGAGACCUCGGGAGCCCUUCGGAUGACGAGGACUUGCCUGGGAGCCAUCAUGACAGCCCAGUGUGUGCAAACGGGCCUGUGUCUGAGGACAGCACUGCAGAUGGCACGCCUAAGCAUUCUUUCAGGACUAGCUCCACUCUGGAAAUAGACACGGAGGACUUAACCUCUACUUCCUCAAGGACCUCACCCCCAAGAGGCCGUCAGGACUCACUCAACGACUAUUUAGAUGCUAUUGAACACAAUGGGCCUUCCAGGCCUGGAACAGUGACCUCCUCUGACAGGACCGUGGGAGCUUCUCCCAAACUGAGGAGUAGUUUUCCCACUGACACCAGACUCAAUGCAAUGCUCCACAUAGACUCUGAUGAGGAAGACCACGAGUUCCAGCAAGACUUGGGCUAUCCAUCUUCCUUGGAGGAGGAAGGAGGAUUGAUUAUGUUCAGCAGGGCGCCCAGGACUGAUGACGGGAGCCUCACAUCGCAGACAAAGCCGGAGGACGACAACCCUGUUGAGAACGAGGAUGCCUCCACACACGAAGCUGCUUCCUUGGAGGAGAAGCCAGAGAAUCUUCCAGAGCUUUCAGAUGCCUCCUUGCCCUCAGGCCCUGCCCCAGAGGAAAGUGAAACAGGCCCCCAGCCUCAGCCUGGUGCUGAGCAUGGCAGCCCCGAAUUGUGUGGCUCUCAAGAGGUAGAUCAGCCAGCGAGUGGGGCAGACACGGGCACGUCAGACACAUCAGGAGGAAGCCGAAGAGCCACCAGUGAGACUGAGUCCCUGGAUCAGGGAUCUGAGCCUUCCCAGGUGUCUUCCGAAACAGAACCCAGUGAUGCUGCCAGGACAGAGAGUGUGAGCGAAGCCAGCACGAGACCUGAAGGAGAGAGUGAUCUGGAAGGUGCUGAUAGCUCCUGCAAUGAGAGUGUGACCACACAGCUGUCUUCAGUGGAGACACGGUGCUCCUCUCUUGAAAGCGCACGUUUCCCAGAAACCCCAGCCUUUUCUUCUCAGGAAGAGGAAGAUGGGGCAUGUGUGGCAGAGGCCCCCAGCAGCUGUGCUGAGGAGGGCUCUCAAGAUUCUCUAUGUACUCCAGGUUCUUUACCUGUGGUGCAGGUGCCCAGUGGGGAGGAGGAAAGGCCAGGGGCAGACUCUGCUGUUGUGCCUGACCAGGAGGAGCUGGGGGAAGUGUGGCAGCGAAGGGGGAGCCUGGAGGGAGCUUCUGCUGCUGCAGCUGCCAAUACUGAUGCUGUGGAUGGGGAUACCGUUGCUGCUGCUGCUGUUGCUGCUGUUGCUGCUGUUGCUACCGAGACCCAGCCUCAAGAUGAGGGUGAUGCAGGGGAUGCCCAAGGCACUUGUGAAGGGGCGACCGCCCAGGAGGAGGGUGCCACUGGAGGUUCUCAAGCCAAUGGCCACCAGCCCUUGCGUUCACUACCUUCAGUGCGCCAAGAUGUCAGCCGGUACCAGAGAGUGGACGAGGCUCUCCCACCAAACUGGGAGGCGCGCAUUGACAGCCACGGCCGCAUCUUCUAUGUGGAUCAUGUCAACAGAACCACCACCUGGCAGCGGCCCACAGCUCCCCCGGCUCCCCAGGUGUUGCAGAGAUCGAACUCCAUACAGCAAAUGGAGCAGCUGAACCGGCGUUAUCAGAGUAUCCGAAGAACCAUGACUAACGAGAGGCCAGAGGAAAAUACCAGUGCUAUGGAUGGGGCAGGUGAAGAAGCAGACUUUCACCAAGCCAGUGCAGAUUUCCGACGGGAGAACGUCCUGCCUCACUCUACCUCCAGAUCCAGGCUUACGUUGCUGUUACAGUCUCCCCCUGUGAAGUUUCUCAUCAGCCCAGAGUUCUUCACCGUGCUGCAUUCUAACCCUAGUGCCUACCGCAUGUUUACAAACAACACAUGUUUGAAGCACAUGAUCACCAAAGUCCGUCGGGACACCCACCACUUUGAAAGAUACCAGCAUAACCGUGACCUCGUAGGAUUCCUCAACAUGUUUGCAAACAAACAGCUGGAGCUGCCUCGGGGCUGGGAGAUGAAACAUGAUCAUCAGGGCAAGGCAUUUUUUGUCGACCACAACUCCCGCACCACCACAUUCAUCGAUCCUCGCCUCCCUCUGCAGAGCAGUCGGCCCACCAGUGCGCUUGUUCAUCGCCAGCACUUGACCAGGCAACGCAGCCACAGCGCGGGUGAGGUAGGAGAAGAUUCUCGGCAUGCGGGACCACCAGUUCUUCCCCGGCCAUCCAGCACAUUCAAUACAGUCAGUAGGCCACAGUACCAGGACAUGGUUCCAGUGGCUUACAAUGACAAGAUUGUUGCGUUUCUGAGACAACCCAACAUCUUUGAAAUUCUGCAAGAGCGUCAACCUGAUCUCACCAGAAACCACUCACUCAGGGAGAAGAUCCAAUUUAUCAGAACUGAAGGGACCCCUGGCUUGGUACGCCUUUCAAGUGAUGCAGACCUUGUGAUGUUGCUGAGUUUAUUUGAAGAAGAGAUAAUGUCAUAUGUGCCUCCACAUGCCUUACUCCACCCCAGCUACUGUCAGUCCCCUCGCGGCUCCCCCGUGUCAUCUCCUCAGAACUCACCAGGUACUCAGCGUGCCAAUGCCCGGGCUCCAGCCCCUUACAAGCGAGAUUUUGAAGCCAAAUUGAGGAACUUUUACAGGAAGUUAGAAACAAAAGGAUACGGACAAGGCCCAGGGAAGUUAAAGCUGAUUAUCCGCAGAGAUCACUUGCUAGAAGAUGCUUUUAAUCAGAUUAUGGGCUACUCUAGGAAAGACCUGCAGAGAAAUAAACUGUAUGUCACCUUCGUCGGGGAGGAAGGGCUGGAUUACAGUGGGCCUUCCAGAGAAUUUUUCUUCUUGGUAUCCAGAGAACUCUUUAACCCUUAUUAUGGCUUAUUUGAAUAUUCAGCCAAUGACACAUACACAGUACAAAUAAGUCCUAUGUCUGCUUUUGUAGACAAUCACCAUGAAUGGUUCCGGUUCAGCGGGAGGAUCCUUGGCCUUGCGCUGAUACACCAGUAUUUGUUGGAUGCCUUCUUCACCAGGCCCUUUUACAAGGCACUUCUGAGAAUUCUGUGUGACCUGAGUGAUCUAGAAUACCUUGAUGAAGAGUUCCACCAGAGCCUUCAGUGGAUGAAAGACAACGACAUCCAUGACAUCCUCGACCUCACGUUCACUGUGAAUGAAGAAGUUUUUGGGCAGAUUACUGAAAGAGAAUUGAAGCCAGGGGGUGCCAAUAUCCCAGUGACCGAGAAGAACAAGAAGGAGUACAUUGAGAGGAUGGUGAAGUGGAGGAUCGAGAGAGGCGUGGUCCAGCAAACUGAGAGCUUAGUGAGAGGCUUCUAUGAGGUGGUGGAUGCCAGGCUGGUGUCUGUUUUUGAUGCAAGAGAACUAGAACUGGUCAUCGCAGGCACAGCUGAAAUAGACCUCAGCGAUUGGAGAAGCAACACAGAAUAUAGAGGAGGAUACCAUGACAAUCAUAUUGUAAUUCGGUGGUUCUGGGCAGCAGUGGAAAGAUUCAACAAUGAACAACGGCUAAGGUUGUUACAGUUUGUUACAGGCACAUCCAGUAUUCCCUAUGAAGGAUUUGCUUCUCUCCGAGGAAGUAAUGGCCCAAGAAGAUUCUGUGUAGAGAAAUGGGGAAAAAUCACUGCUCUUCCCAGAGCUCAUACUUGUUUCAACCGUCUGGAUUUGCCUCCAUACCCAUCCUUUUCCAUGCUUUAUGAGAAACUCUUGACAGCAGUUGAAGAAACCAGUACCUUUGGACUUGAGUGACUUGGACACACAGUGGCCAGCUCUUCAUGGACAGGCAGAGCAGGCAGCUGGCCCUCCAGAAGAAUGAACACUGGAAGUCCAGAGACGAGGCUUCCACAGAGUAAAGUGGGGUGCUGUUGUUUUCUGGGAACAAGUGCUCUCCCGUUGGGAGAGUGGCCGAUGACAAGUCUUCAUGGCAGGAUUUGGGUGAGCUUGAUGCCCAGGGGAAAACCCAACAGUCUUUCAAUCAACAGUUCUUGACUGCCAAAAUUAUUUUCCCAUUUUUUUAUGUUCUGAGAUGAAGAUGAACCUCUACGUGAUCAGCUCCAGGAUAACUUUUAGGGACUCAGGAGAAUCUUGAAGCUUUCCCUUGAACGUGAUUCAAGCCAGACUGGCAACACUUCACCCAAUCUCCAAAUUAGUGUGAGUUAAAUCUCAUCAUGAAAACCAAUCUAUUUCCUAGAAGUACAUUUAUUUAAACCCUCUGUUUUUACAGAAUAUUCAGUUCUUGCUUAUGAGUGCCUGCAUGAUGUACACUAUAGGUUUCAGUUUUCAUUGGACACAAAUGAAAACUGAAACCAAAGUCAAUAUGAAGUAACUUUUAAUGAUUUGCAAUGAGGUGGUCUGUGACAAUGUAUAUGCAAGUGGUAUGUGUGUAAUUAUGGCUGAAGACAAACUGUAACUCAAUGAAUUACUAAGGACAGAUUUUAUGCUUUAUAAUGCAUGAAAACAAGUUUAAAAUAACUAACAAUUAAUCACAGCAUAUCAGGAAAAAUGUACACAGUGACCUUUGAUUAUUUUUAUAGGUUCAUUAUAUUUAUGUUCCUUAAGAUGUAAAUAAGAACCUAUCAUACUAUAUGUGUCACCUUUCCAUUUUCAUGUUCCAUGCUUACUUGGGCAUCAUGCUGGUAUGUAUUUCUUUAAGCACUCUCAAGGGAACAAAAGGGCCUUUUAUUUUUAUAAAAGUAAAAAAGAAAAAAAAUCCCAAAAUAUUUUGCACUGAAUGUACCAAAGUUGAAGGGACAUUACAGUAUGACUAACAGCAAACCCAUCACUCGACAAGUUCAGUAGAAAGUAGCUUCUCAAUCAGACUUCCUUCACAGUGCCAUGUCAAACACUACAAGGACUGUGCAUCUAAGUAAUAAUUUUUUAAGAUUCACUAUAUGUGAUAGUAUGAUAUGCAUUUAUUUAAAAUGCAUUAGACACUCCUCCAUCCAUCAAAUACUUUAUGGGAUGGCAUUUAUUACAGGUAUUUCGUAUCUCACCCACAGCUUUUUAUUUUUACAGCAUCAUUAAACACUGAUCUUGGUUAGGGAACCAUCAACCACACCGAAGAGAUCAGCUCUCUUUAGUAAUAGGAAUUCCAUUUUCCCUUAUCAGUAAAGAUAUCACAAGGUGAAACACACAGCACUAUAUUUCUAAGCCUGCAUUUUCACAGAUGCAUAAUUUUCUUAUUAAUUCCAAGACAAUUUUUCUAUGGUAUCUCAAAAAUGCAAGACAUCAUUCACCUUAAUUCUGCUUAAUUUUUUGAGAGGAUAUCCUUCAUUUUCAUUGCUUUUGAGAUUAUUCUACAUCAUUGUCGGCUCUUUGAUUUAUGGCCAUCAAGGAUUCAGACACACAAUGCAGUGGAGAUCAAUUGAGGGUGAUAAAAGUAUUGGAUUAGUAUUUAGUUUGCCAGCCUGUGGGUUCCUAAAUUUUUUUUUAAGAAUCAUGUAUUUAAGUAAAAAAUGGAAUUCCUGUUAUGAGAUACAGGCAAUCUUAUAUUUUAUAGAAGUUCAUAUGCCCAGUUUUCAUAGGGGUUUUAUAGGAACUGAUUGUUUUCCUCUUCAUUAAGCUGUGUUGAUCACUGGAGCCAUCAAGAGAAUACCACUCAGGUUGCAUUCCUGCACUAAAAGCAGGUACUAUGGGGUGGGAAAAUGUCUGAAAAAAGGUUAAAGGAAUCGGGGGGUGGGAAGGAGAAGGAGCAUAUUUAUCUCUAUACUAUAAUUGGACAGAAAAAAGGAAGAGAAGAAAUAUCUAACUGGAAAUACUUGUUUGUAUAUAUUGACCAUGAAUACAAGUAUAUAUUUAAUUUGGCAAACUAUUUUUACUUGUUUGUAUUUUUUUCAUUUUAAGAAAAAUAGUAUAAUGCACUAACAUACUUUUUAAAAUCACCUUUUUGAUAUAUCAGAGCUAGAAUUCUCAACAGCUUAUAGGGAAGGUUUCAUUUCUUAAAAAAAAAAAAAAAGUUACACAUUACUAAACCCUAUCAGCAUUCAUUUUGGUUUGAAACACUUUGUUUCCGUACAUCAUUUUGCUCCCUUAAGAGAAAUUUGAAAUAAAAUGUAUCUCCCUAAUUAUUCCUAACAAAUACAUUUCCUUGUUAAGGCAUUCAACUUCUAAAAUAAAUGUUCUCUUUAAUGUAUGCAGACAUCGUUCAUGUCUAGUAGAAUAGUCUAGCUGACACUUCUCAGAGUUGGGAAUUAUCAUGGAUGUAUUUAACAUAUCAAAAAACCAUGAAAGUUUAUUAUUCUUCAUUAAGAAAAUGAAAAUCCAAUAAUAACCACAUAAAACAGUGAAUAGCAUUUCCACAAAAUAAAUUAGAUAUGAAUAUAUUCUAUAAUUUUAAAUAUCCAGAAAUAUUUUUUCUGGGUUAUAAAUUCAAAUAACUUUGUCCUUUGAUCUUGUUUUCUUUAACAAAUUAAUAAUCCAUAAUUGAUGGCCUUAUAG